Molecule: messenger RNA, 1597 nt
Organism: Sitophilus oryzae (rice weevil)
Lineage: Eukaryota; Metazoa; Arthropoda; Insecta; Coleoptera; Curculionidae
Gene: Ykt6
Product: synaptobrevin homolog YKT6
Exons: 1
Coding region: 329-928 (199 amino acids)
Biological process (GO): endoplasmic reticulum to Golgi vesicle-mediated transport
Cellular component (GO): Golgi apparatus; membrane
Molecular function (GO): SNAP receptor activity
Source: RefSeq, a predicted model, not a curated record
GUAGCUGUCAAAGUCAAAAAGUUUAAAGAUUAAAUAGUGAAAAAUUAAGAAUUUAUUUUAAUGAGUCCCAAUUUUUAGCACAAUAAUUAAAACUUGUUCAAAGAGCAAGCAGUGCUAAAUUAUAUUUUCCAUUAUUAAUUAUUGUGGCCAAAUAUAUUCUGUGAUUAUUACUAGAACUUUCAGUUGUGUUUGUUUUUAGAGUGUAACUAUUCUAGCACAUUAUUCGCAACUGGAAUUGCUUGCAAGUUAAAUUGUUUUGUAAAAGUAUGAAAGUGAUAAGUGAGGAAUAGAGUAAAAUUAGAAAAAUCUCAGAAGAACAAAGUUCAAUAUGGUAAAAUUAUAUUGCCUUAGUAUUCUGUACAAAGGGACCACUGCAGCUACUUGGCUAAAAUCCGCAUUCGAUUUGCAGAGCGUAAGCUUUUUCCAGCGGGGAUCUGUACACGAAUUUAUGCAGUUUUGUUGCAAGACUGUCGUAGAAAGAACACUCCCGGCCUCAAGGCAAUCGGUACAGCAGGGUGACUACUUUUGCCAUGUGUAUGUUAGAUCUGACAACCUCGCUGGCGUAGUAAUAUCAGAUCAUGAAUACCCACAGAGGGUAUCACAUACUUUACUCACGAAAAUUCUUGACGAGUUCUCAGAAAAAAUACCAGCUUCGAAUUGGCCAAACCUACAGGAAAAAGAUGUGGCUUUUCCACAACUUAACACCUACUUAGCCAAAUACCAAAACCCGCGAGAAGCAGAUGCUUUGACGAAAAUCCAGAAUGAACUAGACGAAACUAAGAUUAUUUUACAUAGUAACAUUCAAGCCGUAUUGGAGAGAGGUGAAAAACUAGAUGAUUUGGUUGCCAAAUCGGAGGUGCUAAGUACUCAAUCGAAGGCUUUCUAUACAACAGCGAGAAAGACAAACUCUUGCUGUAAUUUUGGGUAAAAUUGUAUUAGGUACAAUCUUGCCCUUUCAAAUUACAAUAAAUACCUGCCUAUGUAAUUUGAUAUGUCUAUUUAAUCAACAAAGACUAUAAGCUGUUUGUCUUGAUGUCUGUAUAUACAUGUUAAUAUAAAGUUAUAACUGUAAAAUUCAUUAAGUUAUGGAAAAACAUGCCUAAUUUUUUAUCAGUGAUUUUUUAUUAGAUAUAAAAAGUUAUACCCAACUGUUAUAUUAAAUUAUUGAGAACAUGCCUGUUUAUCACUGAUUUUUAUUAGAGUUUCAAAAUUUUUUGAAUAGGUAUGUUGAAAUUACUGUUUAAAAACAAUAUUACAAAAUGUCUAUAAUUUAAUUAUGGCAUCUCCUAAUGCUUUUUGUUACAUUUGAAAAAGUUACUACAUUCCAGAUUUGGGGCAUGAAAAAAUAUUUUUUUUUAUUAAUGUAUAAGUUUUUAAAAUUGUUGGUAAUAUACUUACUUUGACCAUCUAUUUGUCAUUAAUUAGGAGAAUAAUGUUUAAAAUAAUGUGCAUCCAUGUGUACUAAUUGCUUCAAAAUUAUAUAGUAUUAAACAUAAAAUUUUAUGAGUUUUCAGGAAAUUAUAUUACCAAUAUUGAUUAAAAUGUAUAAUCUUAAGUGUUAGUUUAUAUAUAAAUUGUCAAUAAAAAUUAUUUAUGA